Messenger RNA from Passer montanus (Eurasian tree sparrow), 428 nucleotides. Its product is annotated as protein CutA-like. The record is from RefSeq and is a predicted model, not a curated record. Gene Ontology annotation, biological process: response to metal ion. Lineage: Eukaryota; Metazoa; Chordata; Aves; Passeriformes; Passeridae. Gene Ontology annotation, molecular function: copper ion binding. The transcript is spliced from 3 exons. Bases 144 to 380 code for a protein of 78 amino acids.
GAUAUCGUGACAGGCCCUAUCGCGACAGGCCGUGUCGCCGCUAUCGCGACAGCCGCUCCCUCUCCCUCCCUGCCCAGGCGCUGUCGCUGCUGCUGCUGCCGGGGCUGGGCCGGAGGGUGACAACCACGGCCACCGCGGCCACCAUGGAGGGGACAGCGGGGACAGCGGGGACAGCCCCGGGGACAGCGGGGGACACGUGCGGCAGCGCUGGGAACGGCACCGGGGACAGCAGCGGGGACAGCGCGGGUGACACCGGGGACGUCUCGGCCGCCUUCGUCACCUGCCCCAACCUCAGCGUGGCCACCGAGCUGGCCAGGGCUCUGGUGCAGCAGCGUUUGGCCGCCUGCGUCAACAUCGUCCCCGGAGUGACCUCGGUAUGAUCAAGACCCGCAGCUCCCGGGUGCCGGCGCUGAGCGACUUCGUCCGGU